Drosophila busckii is the source of this 5581-nucleotide messenger RNA. RefSeq names its product rap guanine nucleotide exchange factor 2 (gene PDZ-GEF). Gene Ontology annotation, molecular function: protein binding; guanyl-nucleotide exchange factor activity. The transcript has 6 exons. The annotation marks the transcript as partial. NCBI's taxonomy places the organism in Eukaryota, Metazoa, Arthropoda, Insecta, Diptera, Drosophilidae. Gene Ontology annotation, biological process: positive regulation of GTPase activity; Ras protein signal transduction. Gene Ontology annotation, cellular component: apical plasma membrane; plasma membrane. The record is from RefSeq and is a predicted model, not a curated record.
GUUGGCAGCCAGAGCACAACAAUCAAUCAUCGACCAGAAUUGCAUCAAAAAUGCAAUCGAGGCUCACAUUCGAGUGACACAAGUUCAGCGUACAGCGGCAGCGAUACAAUGGCCUCUGUUUACGGCUCAUCGCUGGAGGCCGGAGAAGAGAUUGAUCUCUCCGGCCUUGUGGAGUCUGUGGUGGACUCCGAUGAGGAGGAUCUAGCCGAGAGCAUGGAUAGCCUAAAUGUGCGCGAUGCAGUGCGCGAUUGCCUGGAGAAGGAUCCACUGGAGCGCAGCGAGGAGGAUGUGGAGAUAUUACUCGAAUUUACCCAAGGUCUAAAGGCAUUUACCAAUAUUACACUCGCUGUGCGGCGUGCGCUUUGCUCCGUCAUGGUUUUCGCUGUGGUGGACAAAGCGGGCACUGUGGUCAUGUCCGAUGGCGAGGAGUUGGACUCGUGGUCAGUGCUGAUCAAUGGAGCUGUGGAAAUAGAGCAUGCCAAUGGCACGCGCGAGGAGCUGCAAAUGGGCGACUCCUUUGGCAUUUUGCCCACCAUGGAUAAGCUUUAUCAUCGUGGCGUGAUGCGCACCAAGUGCGAUGACUGUCAGUUUGUUUGCAUAACCCAAACGGAUUACUAUCGCAUACAGCAUCAGGGCGAGGAGAACAUACGCAGGCAUGAGGAUGAGCAGGGACGUGUAGUGAUGGUGACUGAGCUGCGUUCUAUUGGCGGCAGCGGCGCAGAGAGCGGCAGCAAUAGCGUUGCUAAUGCUGCUGCGCAUUUGAAUACAAAGCGCGGUCAUGUGGUGAUCCGCGGCACACCCGAGCGACUGCUGCAGCAGCUGGUGGAGGAGAACUCCAUGACAGAUCCAACCUAUGUCGAAGAUUUUCUGCUGACGCAUCGCAUUUUCAUACAGCAAACGCAUGAGGUGACGAGCAAACUGCUGCACUGGUUCGAUCUGGAGCAGGCGGAUGCGCACAAGACGCAAGAGCUGCGCGAUCGCGUAACACGCGUUGUGCUGCUCUGGGUAAACAAUCACUUUACGGACUUUGAGGCAGACUAUGAAAUGAUGGAGUUUUUGGAGAUCUUCGAAGCGGGUCUGGAGCGCAAGAAGCUGCUGAGCCAGCUGCGUUUGCUGCACAUUGCCUGUGCCGCCAAAGCGCGCAUGCGCAGCUGCAUACUGACGCGUAGUUCACGCGAUGAGCCGCUGAACUUUCAAAUCAUAGGCGGCUAUGAGCUGCGAGGCGUGGCUGCAGCUACUGGAAAUGCUUCUGUAGGCAUUUAUAUAUCACAUGUGGAGGCGGGCUCGAAGGCGCAGGAUGUGGGACUCAAGCGCGGCGAUCAAAUACAUGAAGUCAAUGGUCAGUCGCUGGAUCAUGUUACCAGCAAGCGCGCGCUGGAGCUGCUGACGGGCACCACCCAUUUGAGCAUUCAAGUGAAGAGCAAUUUGCUGGGCUUCAAGGAGAUUAUGCAGGCGCUGGAGCAGGGCAGCAGCAGCGCUGCCAGCAGCUGCAGCGCCAACAGCAAUGGCAGCUUCAAAAGUCUGCGCAGUCCGCGACGCAUUUGUGCCAAUGACAUAGCCAAGCUGCAUGGACGCAGCGAUAGCACAACAGAGGAGCUAAACAAUCGGGCGCAUAUGCUAAGACUUAGCUCCGUGGACAUGCUGCUGAGCGAUCAGACAGACUGCGCGCCAGCGGUGACGUCCGCAGGCAGCGGCAGCUUGGCCGCCAACUUUAUGCAGCAGCUGCUCCAUAGCGUGCAUGCGAACUCAGCAAAGAAGAGCAGCGGCGAGGAUGCCAAAUCCGCUGGUGGCUUUAUGACGCUGGCGCCCAAGCGGCGACUGCAGAAAGCGCUGGCCAAGAUGAAUCUGCUGAACAAGCAGCAGCAGCAAGUGGCGCCCGUUAGCAGUUUGAACGAUAGUGCGGAUACGCUGCUGAAUGAGCCGCCCAGCAAGCCAAAGCUAAGCGCCGCCAGCUCAAACAGCUCGGCCAACUCGGCCAAUGGCAGACUCUAUCAAUCGCAAUCGAAUCCAGAUCUAAGCAGUCUCAACUAUGACAACAGUGAAGCUUCAAAUACGCUGCAGCUCAACUAUUUGCAGGCGCACAUACAUCGCCCCUCGGCGGCCAGCACCUUGACCAGCAGCUCCAUGCUGCCGCCCGACUACCCCGAGCAUGUGCUCAAGGUCUACAAAGCGGAUCAGACCUGCAAGUAUGUGCUCAUAUACAAGGAGACAACAGCACAUGAAGUGGUCAUGUUGACACUGCAAGAGUUUGGCAUACACGAUCCCAGCUCCAACUUCUCGCUAUGCGAAGUGAGCGUUGGCGAGGGCGGCAUGGUCAAGCAGCGGCGUCUGCCCGAUCAGCUGCAGAAUCUAGCGGAGCGCAUUAGCUUUGCCGCACGUUAUUAUCUGAAGCUAAACGACAGCACCGAGCCGCUGGUGCCGGAUGAGCUUGCUCUGGAGCUAGUGCGUGAGUCGGGCGUGCAUUUUCUUCAGCUCAAUGCCUACGAGCUGGCCAUACAGUUGACGCUGCAGGACUUUGCCAACUUUAGACAAAUCGAGUCCACCGAGUACAUCGAUGAGCUGUUCGAGCUGCAGUCCAAGUAUGGCGUGCCCAUGUUGAGCAAAUUCUCAGAGCUGGUCAAUCGUGAAAUGUUCUGGGUCGUCAGCGAAAUCUGUGGCGAGCAUAACAUCGUUAGACGCAUGAAGAUUGUCAAGCAGUUCAUAAAGAUUGCGCGUCAUUGCAAGGAGUGUCGCAAUUUCAAUUCCAUGUUUGCUAUUAUCUCUGGACUGGGACAUGGCGCUGUCAGCCGCUUGCGUCUUACCUGGGAGAAAGUGCCUUCCAAGUAUCAGCGUCUGUUCAAUGAUCUGCAGGAUCUGAUGGAUCCAUCGCGCAAUAUGUCAAAGUACCGCCAGCUGGUCUCGGCUGAGCUGCUCGCCCAACAUCCCAUCAUACCCUUUUAUCCCAUUGUCAAGAAGGACUUGACGUUUAUUCAUCUGGGCAACGAUACGCGCGUCGAUGGACUCAUCAACUUUGAAAAGUUGCGCAUGCUGUCCAAGGAGGUGCGUCUAUUGACGCACAUGUGCAGCUCGCCCUACGAUCUGCUGGCCAUACUCGAGCUCAAAGGCCAAUCCCCCUCCAAUGCGCUCUUCUCGCUGAAUCAAAUGUCCGCCUCGCAGAGCAAUGCAGCCGCCGGCACCGUCAUUGCUGCCAAUGCUGGACAGGCUACGAUCAAGCGGCGCAAGAAGUCCACAGCUGCACCCAAUCCCAAGAAGAUGUUCGAGGAGGCGCAAAUGGUGCGACGCGUCAAGGCUUAUCUGAACAGCUUGAAAAUCUUGAGUGACGAGGAUCUGCUGCACAAGCUCUCGCUGGAGUGUGAGCCACCACAUGGUUCCACCUACUCCGGCAGCAUUUCACAUGGCAAUAGCUCGCAUCGCAGCGCUGGCAGCGGCAGCAUCAAUGCUGGUCACGCUGGCGCCGGUCAGGGCAGUCUCAACGCUGGCGGAGAUCAGCUCAGCAUUUACUCACACACCAGCUCCAGUUCGGCACCCAAUUCGUCGCUCUCGCUGCGCAAGCGGCAUCCCAGCUCGCCCACGCUCUCCACCACCAGCUCCACUAGUUCGACGAGCGAUCAUCAGCGCCGGCAGCUGCAUCAGAAUGGCCCCAAGUUUGGCACUGCCUCGCCGCAGGCGGUGAAAAAAAUGCUCUCGCUGUCGGAGUCCUCCAAGAUACGUCCGCAUCAGCCGUUUGUGCCGCGUCACGGCUCCGCCCUGCCCGGCUCCAUUCCGCCGCUCUAUCAUCUGCAUCCGGGUGCAGGAGCGGGCGCUACUGUCACCGUCGCUGCUACUGCUCCGGGAGUGGCCAAUGCUCAGUGCACGCCCAGCGCCAGUCCAAGCUCACAUCGCCGCUUGGCCUCAGCAGGCAACAUUAUGCCCACUCGUGCGUUACACGAGCGUUCCCAUUCGGAUACGCCUGCGCCGCCGGCGCCGCUGCCCUCCGUAGAUUUAUCGCUGGAGAGCAGCAGUGUGACAACAUUUCGUGAUUUACCGUUGCGCAAAUCCGUGACUUCCGGUUCAGUCUCAUCAUGUGACAGCGGCCAUGGUUCCUACGCCCAGCAACAGCAGCAACAACAACAACAACACCACCACCACCAACAUCACCUGACAUACCAAACACUAACACAGACACACAUUGAGACUGCGACGCCGCCAGUUUAUACCGCCGCCGAUUGUCGCCUGUUGCAGCAGAUUUCAAACAAUGCCGUUACUCGCAACCUGAACAGCCCCUGCCAGAGCACCAGCACACCACCCAGCACACCCACACCACCAACACCCACACCACCACCAACUCAGCAACAACAACAACAGUCAGCACCACUCUCACAGCAACAGGCACAGCCAGCGGCUCCGCCCUAUUUGCACAUGCGUGCGCAUCACCAGCAGCUGCAGCAGCAACUGCAACAGCAAUUGGCCAUGCCGCCACCACCGCCGCCUGCCUACAACACCAGCAGUCUCUAUAAUCAUCACCAUAGCAAUGCGAGUGCCAGUCGACAUCUCAAUCAUAUGCAUGGUGGCCCGCCAAAUUUUAUGGAUAGCACCAAGUGUACCAUAUGCCCCAUGCCACCCAUGAAUCAAUAAAUCAAACUGUGCUGUUUUAACUAUUUAAUGUUAAUUUAAUUAGUUCAUAUAUAGAUGCCAAAAUUUGUUAAUGGUUGUGGUUUCCAUGUCACCGAGCGAUCAACACACACACACACUCACUCAUAUACAUAUACAACAUGCGAGGUGGCACACCCAUUUGAAGCAGACAUCAACACACACACACACACUCACACACACAUGUUAAUAGCGCCCAUUUCUCAAAUCAGCGUCAACGUUUCUAUAUGAAGAAUCAGAAUCCCCUCAUUGUCACGUAUUUUUAGUUUUAAGCGCCUAAAGUUUAAUUUCGCUUUAUGUUUUAAGUGGCUUACAUUUAAUUUUAAUUUAGCAAAAUUCUUUGUAAACAUUUUUCACCAAAACAAAACAAGAAAAAACUAAAAACAAAAAAAAGAAUUUCUACCACAAAGUAUAGUUGCCUUCUAGCAAACGUCUGCAGGCAGACCAAACCAGCAGACCCUUAACAAAAAAAUAAUAUUUGCAAUCAAAAAAAACUCUUUUGAAGACUUUCGGCAUUUAAGACAAGCAGCACUCUUAACACAAUAAUAGAACAAGGCGUUAAGCUCUCUUGUAUUCCAUUUAUACCUUAGCUAACUAUUUACACUCUAUAUAUAUACUUAGUUUAUAUCUUCUAAGUAAUGCAUAUUAAUUGAGAUAUAACCUUCGCUCCAAUUCCAAAUAUUUAGUCUGUAAGCUGAGAGAGGUUUAUUUCGCAUUUUGUUAAUUUCCAAGCAAUGUAUUUAUUAAUAUACAAACUAUAUAUACACUGAAAGAUAAACAUAUGUUUAAAAGCAAGCAAAAAGACAACAAAUGAAAGUACAAGCGAAUUGAUACCAGCUCCAACAACAAAACAAAAACCUGAGACUCGAAUAAUAGACAAAAAAUAUAAUCGAUUUUUUGUAAACAGAUUUUUUCUCUAAUAUAUAUUUUGUGUGUGUAUACAUAUAUAUAC